This is a messenger RNA of Hevea brasiliensis (rubber tree), 1480 nucleotides long. Its product is annotated as trans-resveratrol di-O-methyltransferase. Gene Ontology annotation, biological process: methylation. NCBI's taxonomy places the organism in Eukaryota, Viridiplantae, Streptophyta, Magnoliopsida, Malpighiales, Euphorbiaceae. The transcript has 2 exons. Gene Ontology annotation, molecular function: S-adenosylmethionine-dependent methyltransferase activity; O-methyltransferase activity; protein dimerization activity. The record is from RefSeq and is a predicted model, not a curated record. Bases 44 to 1126 code for a protein of 360 amino acids.
AACACACUUCAAGGGCAACCAAGUUGGGAAAUUUUCACCUGACAUGGAGUUAGAUCAAGAGCUUGGAGCUAAUGAUGAGUUGUUUCAAGCUCAGCGUCACAUAUAUAAACACAUGUACCACUAUUUAGAAUCCAUGUCUCUAAAAUGUGCUGUUCAGCUAGGAAUUCCUGACAUAAUUCAUAAACAUGACAAACCUAUUACCCUUCCGGAGUUGGCUUCUGCGCUUCAAGUUCCCCCAACAAAAGCGAGCUGUCUGCUGCGCGUUAUGCGCAUACUGGUGCACUCUGGUUUCUUUGCUACAACCAAAAUACACGAGAAUCGAGGAGGAGAAGAAGGUUAUAUUCUUACUACUUCUUCUAGUCUCUUGCUCAAAGAUAGCUCCACCAGCUUGACUACCACUGUUCUAGCAAUGCUAGAUCCUGAGCUGAUAACUCCAUGGUUUUCCCUUUCUGACUGUUUCCAAGGGAAUGAGCUCACAGCAUUUGAAACUUAUCAUGGAAUUACUUUUUUGGAAUAUGGGAAGCAAAAUCUUGAAUUUAACAAUUUAUUGAAUGAGGCCAUGGCCUGUGAUUCUCAGUUGGUGAGCUUGAUUGUUAAGAACCAUAAGGAAAUAUUUGAAGGUGUGGCUUCACUGGUUGAUGUAGGGGGUGGAACAGGAACUCUAGCCAGGACAAUUUCUGAUGCAUACCCUCAUAUGAAAUGCACAGUCUUGGAUCUCCCGCAAGUUGUUGCAAACUUGCCAGAGAGCAAAAACGUGAAAUUUGUCGCUGGUGACAUGUUUCAGUCGAUUCCUUCUGCCGAGGCAGUUCUGAUCAAGUCUGUUCUGCAUAACUGGAGCGACGAGGCCUGCGUAAAGAUUUUGAAGCAAUGCAGAGAAGCUAUUGCCAGCACAGACAAGGGAGGAAAAUUGAUAAUUAUAGAAAUGGUGAUUAAUGAAAAGAAAGAUGAAAGUAAUAAUCAGCUGGCAGAAACAAAGCUCUUUGCAGACCUGCAAAUGAUGCUUGUAUGCACCGGAAGAGAGAGAAACGAGCAAGAAUGGGCAAGGCUCUUCUUGGAGGCUGGAUUUAAUCGUUAUAAAAUGACUGCUACUUGUGGGUUAAAUUCCAUCAUUGAGGUUUAUCCAUAGGAAGUCACUUUAUAUGAGUUUCUUGUUUGUUCCUUCUGAGUUGCUGCAUGCAAUCGUUGAGCGAGCAACGCAAUUGCAGCUUAACGUAUCGUGUAGAAGCAACUAUAUUAUAAGUUGCAUCUCUAAUAUAUGUUUAAGUUUAAUGGCCAUUAAUAAUAAUAAUAAUUAAUAAUAUAGAACAUGAUUCUGCUAAAGCGCAAAUCCAUGCUAUUUUGAUCCCAGUUAAGGAGAAUCCAUCCAAAAAGAAGAGAACAGGAAGCCCAUAAAGAAUAUUUGGGCCUUGAUCCGAGGACGCUGUAAUAUUCCAAGCAAAUGAUGAGGCUGGAAAUUUAUUAUUAUUAUUUUCUUUUUCCA